Porites evermanni is the source of this 5185-nucleotide messenger RNA. The record is from the annotation of a GenBank genome assembly. NCBI's taxonomy places the organism in Eukaryota, Metazoa, Cnidaria, Anthozoa, Scleractinia, Poritidae.
AUGGCUAUUCAGUGUGGUUUUCUAGUUUCCUUCCCAGCAAAGUACAAAGAUGAGCAAUUAUGGUAUUUGGCAUCGUUGUUCUAUCUCCCUUCUUUUGGAUUUUGGAUUUAUAUCAUUACUUGUGGCAAAGCAAAUCUUUUCAGAUUCUUUAUCGUCUGGACUCUUUACAUGUGGGCCGGUUUGCUUCCAAAUAUCAUCAUAAUAUUUGGAGUUAUCCUCGAUGAUAUUGGAAAGGAAAGCCCUCUUACCCCACAAGCCUUAAAGAUAGUACUCUGUAUCACUCCCCUUCUUCUACUGCUCUUGGUAAACACCGCGAAGGAUUCAUAUGACUCUGAUGGGAACAAAGAGCUGGUUGCAAAGUUGUCCGUCCAGAUGGCUAUAGAUCUCUUCGACGCCGUCGAGAUGCUGGACAUAAUUUUGGACGACAAAGAACACAAAUUCAACAUUUCCAAAAAAUAUCUAGACGCGAUGAUAUCUGUAGUGUGCAUCAGUUUCUUCCUAUCGCCAUGGCAAAUGGCGGAAAACAAAGUUCGUGACCGCUGGGAGCCCACGACUCGCUACAAGACAUCGUUACUUCGUAACGUGCUUGAAAUGUUCGGAGUGAAUUUGGCGUUCUUGAUCAUUCGUGUGUUGGUGCUCGUAAACUAUGAAAAAGAUGAGACCAUUUUUAUAGCGAAGAACGUCAUUGCAAUAAUCCUCUCGGUGUUGGAAGUAGUUCAUCUUUGUGUAUCACAUUAGAUGUAGAUGUUGGCAACCACACGAUGUAAUCGAGAAACUGCAUCUUUCAAAAUUGUUGAAGUUCCCUUCUGACAGGAUUUUAGUAAAAAAUAGUGUGUGCACUCUAUGUGGCAGAUACUUGAUACGUUGUUUAACUCAAAAGAAGUUAAGAUGUUUAUAGGCCUUUCAGACAGGACACUGAUUAUUGCCUUUCGUUAUUCUGAUUAUUGUUAUUUGAGUCGUUGUAAUUUUGGGUAGCCAGUAAAAGAAGUAGUGUAAACCAAUAGAAAUGAUGAUGAUGAUUAUCAUUAAAAGACACUAUUAUUAUUUUUUUUUUUUUUACCCACGAAGCACUGAGGAGUUCUUAUAAACUCGUUUAAACGUAACCGUGCUUUCCAGAUUGAAUUGAAGUUUCGGAGUGUUGGUUUCCGAAGAAGGGGAAAACCGGAUUGCCCGUACAACCAACAGCAAACUCAGCCCACAUGGUGGGAGGUGAGUUCUCUCACCACUACGCCACCCUGAUGACGUUAAAACAAUAAAAUUAAAAAGAAUUCUUGUAUUCUUAUAUAAUAUUGCUAUAAGCUUCCUUUAUGUGCUCCUGAGAAUAUCAGGCCUUUCUAUUAAGCUUUUCUUAAGCCCGCUUUUACCUUGAGUGAUUGUCAGAGCAAGAAAGACUACGAACAUAGCGCAAGAACACGGAUUAAUCCGCUGAGUGUCAGCAUCGCGACAUCGUUAGGGCAGAUAUGUAUGAUUUUACUAUAAAUCUUCUUUGCAAACAGCAAUCCCUUCUUUUCGUAUACUUAUCGCCUGUUAUCAAAAAUACAUCUCUGGGAAAAGGUGCAUGAAUCCUCUCUAUUUUCUCGGAAAACCUAUCGCCCAUUUUGAGCUGUUUGCAUUGUCAUACGAAAUGUCGGAAUGACGCAUCCUCGUUCGUUCAGUAUGUACCUAAAUGAAUUAAAUUUUUAACAGCAUGUCUCCUUUCUGCAUGUCUUUUUGUUGUCGUUGUUUAAUUCCAAAAUAUAGUGUUCAAUUUACUACUGAUUAGUGAAAUAUAACCGGCAGGGUAAUUCACUAAAAUAACAAUUCUCUUUCUUAGAAAUUCUCAGUGACGCUUCUGCAGUUUCUUGGAAUAGGUGUUUUUAAUUACCAUAUAAAUCUUGACAUAUUUGAGCAGUUUCUGUAACUUUCUUGCGUCUUUGACGCUCACUCGUUGCUGUUUAGCGUUAGUUCUAAUUAUAUAUUAUAUAAUUAUAUAUAUACUGCACCAGUAGAAAAUUGAAAUUAUCCAGUCAUCGCAAAGGGUGACGCCACACAGCAACACUGAAAACACGUUAUAUUCUUAUCUGACGUCUCGUUUUACAAGUUGUCGAUGUGGCGUUUUUCUAUUGGACAAGAUUACAUUUCGUUAUGGGUAAAAGGUACAACAGUCUAACAUUUGCGGCUUAUCAACACCAUUCGUCAUGUCUUCGUGCUCUUCGUGUAUCGUUUGGAGCGGGCGUGUAGCAUUUUUCGCCCUGUUAGUAACUCAGGGGAUUUUGCUGGCCUCUUAUCCGGCAAAAUACAAAGACGAUUCUGGUUGGUAUGGCGCAGCUGCUUUGUACGCCCCGUCUGCUUUGUUGUGGCUUUACCUGCUCUGGGCAAACGCUGCAAUUCUUGGCGCUUUAUUUUGUGUGUGGGCAUUUUACAUUAUAGCCGGCCUCGUACCAAGCAUUGGAAUUGUGUUCGGGGUUGCAGGAGAUGGCUUAGGAAAUAAUGACUUGACACUUGGUCCGAUCAUUCUGAAGGCAACACUGUGUGCAACACCUCUUCUGCUGAUAGCACUGCUGAACACUGCGAGCGAUACAAACGACGCCGACAAUAAAGCAAUGGUUUACAAGUUGUGCGUCCAAUUGGCAGUGGAUCUGUUAGAUGCAGUGGAAAUGAUAGACAUCGUUCUGGACGAAAAGGAACACAACUUGGGUAUAUCUAAAGGAUUCGGCAUAGCAAUGAUUGCUGUGGCCUGUUUUAGUUUUCUGCUGUCGCUAUGGCCGAUGAUAGAGGCUGGAAUGGAUGAAGAAACGGAAAGGAAGUCAAUAAUAAUACGCAACUUUGUUGAGAUAUUUGGGGUCAAUGUAGUCUUCCUUAUUAUUCGCAUGGUGAUAGUAAUUAAAUAUAACAAGGAUGAGUCAAUCUUUAUCGCCAAGAACAUGAUCGCUAUCAUACUCUCUAGUCUUGAAAUCCGCGACAACUUUUGAUUAGAGGAAGGUACGCCUUUCUAUGUAUUGGUAUUAUUAAGACAAUGAUUCUCCAGAAAAAGAUAUAUCCAAAGACUAACAAAUCGAUAAAAUGGACUGAUAGGAAUGGACGCAGGAUCAGAUGAUUAAAGAUUUGUUACAGGUAACGUAACAAUCGUUAAAGUUCCUUCAUGCAUGCAUUUAAAGAAUUACAUGUACAUAACAAUCUUCUAAUAGUACUUGAGAUUAAAUAACGGCUGUAUUCAAAUAUGUGUCAGCUCUUUUUUUCAAUAAUUGUUUUAUUGUUCAUUCAAAAUAAUUCCUAGUUUAAAAACAAAGCUAAAACAUGCUUACCUCCAUAGAUCCAUCGAUGUUAAGUUCAUCUUCGAUAGUGCACGUUUAGGGUUGUAUAGCUCCUCAAAUAUUCUCCAAAUAGCAGAUGUAGUACUUCGAGUUGUCUUCUUGCUGCUAUUGCCAUGUUUUUAGCUAUUUUUUCGCCAAGUCCUUACCCUUGAAACGAGUGAAAUGUCCGCCAUUUUUCAAGUUCACAACCAAAACAACUCAACUUUGUCCCCAGGUCCUCUCGGUUAAUUGUGCAUUAACCUGCAAGAACGCUGCAUUUUUGACGUCAUUUCCUUGCUAAACACAAAAUUCUUACAAAUUUGGUCAUCAGUAACUGGUUAUGGUGAAUUAAACGCGUGCUUUUAACCAAUCAGAACCAGGGAAAUGUUUUGAAUGAGUAGUAAUUUAGAUUUUUACACCCUAAGCAGUACCAGUACACCCAUUUUAAAAGCUUAUCUAAAUCACCUACAUAAAAGGGGAAUGUAGAAAAUGUUGAGCAGUACUCCUUUUGAUGACAAAAACUAAUUCCCUAAAGAGGGUUGGGUGUACACAGACUAUAUCUGAUGACAUCACAUGCGAGUCAGCCAGCACUGUCUUCAUUGCGGCAACGGCGAAUCCCCUGAUGUAAAUCGAGUUCUCGGAAAAGCAACAAAUGAAAGAGACUUCAAGAUUCUGGGAGAAAUUUGCAUAAAAAAACUUCGUGAAUAAUUUGAUUAAUGCGUUUGAAGACAACAUGGCGCACCGCGCUGUCAUCUGUUGGAGAUGUCUAGGUUUUGUAUUUUUUGCACUUAUGGCUAUUCAGUGUGGUUUUCUAGUUUCCUUCGCAGCAAAGUACAAAGAUGCGUCAUUAUGGUAUUUGGCAUCACUUUUUUUAUGCCCCGUCUCUUUUAGUGUGGGUUGGUGCCCUUUGUCUACGCAAAGCAGAUCUUCGCAGAUUCUUUAUCGUCUGAACUCUGUACAUGUGGCUCGGCUUGCUUCCAAAUACCGUGAUAAUAUUUGGUUUUGUGGUUGAUGAUAUUAAAGAGGAGAGCCCCCUUACUCCACAAGCCUUGAAGAUAGUGCUCUGUAUUACCCCUCUUCUUCUACUGCUUUUGGUAAACACCGCCAAGGACUCGUAUAGCUCCGGUAACAAAGAGUUGGUUGCAAAGUUGUCCGUCCAGAUGGCUAUAGAUCUCUUCGACGCCGUCGAGAUGCUGAACAUUAUUUUGGACGAGAAAGAACACAAAUUCAACAUUUCCAAAGGGUAUGAAAUCGCAAUGAUAUGCGUAGUGUGCAUCAGUUUCUGCCUAUCGCCAUGGCAGAUGGCGGAAAACAAGGUCUCAAGUUGGAGUAAACCCAGGACGCGCUACAGAACCUCCUUACUUCGUAACGUGGUUGAAAUGUUUGGGGUAAAUGUGGCGUUCUUGGUCAUUCGUGUGUUGGUGUUUGUGAACUAUGGAAAAGAUGAGACCAUCUUUAUAGCAAAGAACGUCAUCGCAAUUAUCUUGUCGGUGUUGGAAGUAGUUCAUCUUUGUGUUUCACAUUAGAUGUUGGCAGCCACACGAUAUAAUCGAGAAACUGCAUGUUUCAAGAUGAAAUUGUUGAAGUUCCCUUCUCACAGGAUUUUAGUAAAAAAUGUUGUGUACACUCUAUAGCACAUGUAGCAGAUGCUUGAUACGUUGUUGAAUUCAAAAGAAGUUAAGAACAUAGGCCUUUCAGAUAGGACACUGAUUGAUUAUCUUUCGUUAUUCUGAUUAUUGUUGUUUGAGUCGUUGUAGUUUUGGGCAGCAUUAAUUAAAAAAGCAGCGGUGUAAACUAAUAGAAAUGAUGAUGAUGAUGAUGAUGAUGAUAAUGAUGAUGAUGAUGAUGAUGAUAAUGAUGAUGAUGAUGAUGAUGAUGAUGAUGAUGAUGAUGAUAAUGAUGAUCAUUAUUAA